GUGUCGGAGCAUUCCUCCAUGCAUGGUCGGAGUUUCUUUCGAUUCUGUCGAACUACUUCUACGGAAACGGAUGUUGGAAAAGUGGAUGUUAUUACACAGAAGCACAUAUUAAACAACAAUGCUGACGUGUUAUUAGGCUCUGUCUGUUGGAUAGUGGAUAACGUCAAGUUCGCGCCGAUAAAUGCAGGCCCAAUACCAGAACGUUCCAGUGUAAUUUUACAAGUAGCUGGAAGCAUGGCAGAGUUUCUGUCAGUUGUCAUCCACCUGUGCGUCCUUCUAAUUGGUUGUACGGGGACAAUCAUGCCUUCCGAUUUCAAGGGGGCGAGUGGGGCGACUCAUCCCACCGUAAGGAGGAUCAACGAUAAGCCUUUCGUUGCCGUCUGGAACGAUCCUUUAUACGACAGGUGCCGGGAACAGUUCGGGAUUAAUCUCAAUUUGACGGCGUAUGGCAUCGCAAACGGACCUGACAAUUCCGUGAUCUUCUACAAUGAAACGAUGGGUCUGUAUCCGUUCGUUAAAAAUGGCGUCGUCUUCAAUGGUGGCUUGCCGCAGUUGAUGAACUUGACGUCACACUUGGAGAAAUCCGUCACUGACAUCAUCACAAAGAUCCCGUAUGUACAUUACAGUGGGCUUGCUGUGAUUGACUGGGAGUACUGGCAACCAGUGUGGGACGCUAACCGCAACGGAACUCUACGGGAAAUGUACAGGAACAUGUCCAUUAGUCUGGUGCGAAGCCGCCACCCUGACUGGGAAAACACGCUCGUGGAGCAGGUCGCCAGACUGGAAUUUGAGCAAGCCGCCAAAUCUCUGUUUGAAUCCACCAUUUUGUUGGCAAGGCAACUGCGGCCAAACGCCCUCUGGGGUUUUUACCAUUUCCCCUACUGCUUUUACGAGAAUACCACUGAAACUUGUGCCCAAGUUGGAAUACAAGCCAGCAACCAAAUGCGCUGGUUGUACGACCGAGUGGCAGCUCUGUAUCCCUAAAUUUACCUGAAAAGUUCCGAACCCUAUGUGAUAAAUGACCCUGUCCCGUAUGUUCAGGCUGUUCUUAGUGAAGCUUUCCUAGUUCGGAACAACUCCAAGAAUCAACUGACUCCGGUGUUCAGCUAUUGUCGAUACCAGUAUACAGAAACAGAUCUGUUUCUAACCACGGAGCAUCUGCGAGACACCAUCUUGUUGAGCGCGGAGAUGGGCGUGUCUGGAGUAGUGAUAUGGGUAUCCGCUGAUGACACCAAGACCAAGGAGAAUUGUCUUGAGCUCCAGCAAUACAUCGCCACCGCCCUGGGUCCACUGGUCAAGACUACGACCGAUGCUGCCUCACAUUGCGGCCAGUCACUGUGCAGCGGACACGGCAGGUGCGUAGGGGAAAUCUUGACCUGUACCAAAACGGCGCCCUCUUUUGACAUGGAGGGUAACGGGAAAGAGAGGGCGCCCUUGGAGACUAGACGUCAAAGAAGAAUGAAGGCGGAGAUCUCCGAGUUGGCUCGCAAUUCAAGUGUCACAGAGAAGUGCUCUUGCCGUUGUUAUGACGGAUGGAAAGGGGAGAAUUGUAAUAUGAAAAAGUCGAAUGUAACCGAAAUGAGACCAAAAGUCGGGAAUUACGUCUCCGCGUUUCUCGCCCCAGAUUUGUGAGCUCGCAAUCUAGACGAGUGUUCUGGUCGAUGGUGCAUGGGAAGGGAAGACAUGUGAAGUGAAAAGUGAAAUGUAACCAGGAUGUCAUCUAGUAUAUAAUGCCAGUAUAUUGUGCCAGUCAUUACACAGAUUUUUUUGUCCACAUUAACCUAGAAAAUACAAUGUUUAGACAAUGCAAAAAGACAAGUAACAAAAUAACUUCUGCAUGUGGAACAAAACUAACUUAAGUAAUUCUUCAUUGUUGCCACGCAUGCGUGUCAAUACAACGUGUCAAAUUGUUUCAAAGUAUGUUUGGGUUCCAAGACCCUUUUGAUGCCAAUUUUGUGGUUGUGGUGGUCACGGUUGUUACGUUGACAUUGAAUUAGCGGAGAGAGGGCGUUUUUGAUCUUUUUAUUGUAACUUUUUUAAGAACAACUAUAGACCAUAGAGUAGAAGCUCUUCUUUCCUCUGAUACCUACAUCUUGCAUAUUUUAUGCAUCUUCAAGUUUCAAAUUGUCAAAUGAAAAAGGACCAACUUUAAACGCGAUUAUCUCGACUGUUUGUUCAGACAGUGAAAUACUAAAUUCGCCUCUUCGUGAAAACGGUGACGAUAUGCAUGUGCAUGUAAAACUUUACCGUGUGGUGCAGAAUGUGCGGCCGCGCGCGCCUCUACGUUAUAGCUAAGAUCAUAACGGUGACGGAGUGGAUGUACGCGGGUCCGUUGAUUAAUAUUCAUUGGUAUCAAAUGACUUGUACAUGGGCGCUGCUUUACAGACCUUCAUUCAAUAAAUCUCAGCGAUAUAAAAUCACACUUUGUCACGCCUGCCGAUUCCAUUAGUCGACUCUGACAAUUAUUACCCGACACUGCAAGGAUAAUAGUCACCGUGUAUCCAGCUCGUUCGAUUCGCUCCGAGUCACACACCAAUGAAAGGAUACAAAGUAGGGAAUGAAUCCGGCGAUAUUCAUAUAGCUUUCUCCCUCUCCCGUUGACAGACGUCAUGGGUAUGAUUGUCUCCAGCAGCGGGCGAAAAGGAAUCUCGCCGCCCGUGGCGUGCCCCGUCUUCAAGACGCUGUGCCCGCUCAAGCGUCUCGGAGAGAAAUCCCUCCGACCACUUUUCUCGCCGUGGCCAAGACACACAAAGCGGCUGUCUUGCAAAGACACGCGUGAGUGUUGAUAUAUACGGACGCAUUAAAUGUUUGCUGGAAAUAUGUUGGAGAUUUGUUUUUUGAAAUAAAGAAAUAAUGAAAUUAAAUUCUCCUUUAAAUAAAAAAGCCACUUACUUCCGAUUGUCAACUCCAGAAUGUGACCAAUUUGCAUAUGUGUAAUGUGGGGAAUUAAUGUAAUAAACAAAUGAAUUAAGUCUUUCUA
Molecule: messenger RNA, 2980 nt
Organism: Patiria miniata (bat star)
Lineage: Eukaryota; Metazoa; Echinodermata; Asteroidea; Valvatida; Asterinidae
Product: hyaluronidase-1-like
Exons: 3
Biological process (GO): hyaluronan catabolic process; carbohydrate metabolic process
Molecular function (GO): hyalurononglucosaminidase activity
Source: RefSeq, a predicted model, not a curated record